Messenger RNA from Kwoniella botswanensis, 1086 nucleotides. RefSeq lists its product as uncharacterized. Bases 1 to 1086 code for a protein of 361 amino acids. NCBI's taxonomy places the organism in Eukaryota, Fungi, Basidiomycota, Tremellomycetes, Tremellales, Cryptococcaceae. The record is from RefSeq and is a predicted model, not a curated record. The transcript is spliced from 4 exons.
AUGUCAAGCUCACUUCCACCCACUUCACACACUCAGACGAUCACACCUACUUCUACAGCUAACAACUCCACUACCGAUCUUAUCACACGUGCUUAUACUCGUACAUCAAUGAACGAUCCAGCACGAGAGCCAAGGCCGACCUCUGAAACACCGGCAAGCAACCAGCAAUGCCCGGCUGAAGGAGAAGUAUGCGGGAAUGAGCAAGAGGUAUAUUGGGAAGGUCAAAAACAAGAAAGGAAUGUUCAAAACACAUGUACAUCGAAUGAUCCCUCUCAGAACAUUAACACGGCCACAUCGACCACCGCCAAGGUGGUGUUCCCACCUUGGAAGAGAAAUGAUAGAUGGUCAGGUUGGAUGAGCGAUACAGUCACUGCUCAGUCGUUGGUACUUUGUCUGAUCUUACAAGCUUUCUCUACUGGUAUAUUGGACGCAACUACUUAUCUUGAUUUCUCGACAUUCGCUUCUAAUCAAACCGGUAAUACCAUCCUACUCACGGUGGCGAUAGUGAGAGUAUCGGGCCAUCUACUUUUGUUGACCGGUGUCUCCCUCGCAAGUUUCUUGAGUGCUGCUUUGGUAUUUGGACAUAUUGGACAUCUUGUUGGCGUCCGAAGACGAAUCUGGCUACUUCUCAAUGUCUUCUGUCAAAUCAUCUUCCUGAUCCUCUCAGCCAUCUUCCUAUCACCCUCUGGUCCAGCUCAGACUCGACUCGGAGCGAAACACGAGUGGGUAAUCAUAUCCCUGUUCGCAAUUAUGUCAGGCGCACAAGUAUCAGCUGCUCGUCAGGCUUCUAUACAAGAAAUCCCCACUGCACCUAUGACUUCCUCCUAUGUCGAUUUGGUCUCGGACAAAUACCUAUUCGUAGGGUUUAAUCAUAAACACUCAAGCGGCAGGAACAGGCGACUGGCAUAUAUUUCAGCGAUGAUCAUAGGAAGUUUCAUCGGUGGGAUCAUGCACAAGUAUGCGGGAUCAUGGGUUGUAGUGGUCGUUGCUAUGGGAUUCAAGUUGGCGGUGAUGGGGUUGAUGGCUGUGGCUCCCGCGGAAAUCAAGGAGAAGAAGGAGAAAGCGAAUGGAAUCAAUGCUUGUUAG